Didymella exigua CBS 183.55 is the source of this 1440-nucleotide messenger RNA. RefSeq lists its product as uncharacterized. NCBI's taxonomy places the organism in Eukaryota, Fungi, Ascomycota, Dothideomycetes, Pleosporales, Didymellaceae. The transcript is spliced from 3 exons. Bases 1 to 1440 code for a protein of 479 amino acids. The record is from RefSeq and is a predicted model, not a curated record.
AUGCAAGCCGCCGGUCAAUCUUCGGCUGUUCGCAGUUCAGCCCGCGAGAUUCGCCUGUUGGACCUGCUGCCUGGCGAACAAGAUGAUCCCAUUCGAUGCACCACUCGUGUCGUUAGCCUCGAUGAUCACCCAGAUUUUGAAUCCGUGUCAUACGUAUGGGGAGACCGUAAGGAAGAGAGGGGCAUCGAGGUUUCUGGCACAUGCAUACCGAUCACGAAGAAUCUCCACAGUGGUCUGCUACGGCUUAGACAUGCAAGAGUUGGUCGAACGCUGUGGAUUGACCAGAUUUGCAUCAAUCAGUGGGACCUGGAGGAAAAAGCGGCUCAGGUAGCCUUGAUGAGGGAUAUUUAUAGGCAGUGCACACAGUGCGUCACGUGGAUGGGUGAACUCACAAGAGAGGGCCAUGACGUCCCGGUGCACGAUGCUCAAGCUGUUUUCGACUUCUUGCGACGGGUUGCUGCAGCAAAAACUACCCCACUGAGCGAUUUGCCGGUCCUCUUCGAACCGUCGGACAGAGGCUCGGCAGCACGUAGCGCUUUCGAACGCUUCUCCAUUGCAAUUCCGAACGCGCAGUCCUGCGAUUACACAAUAUCAGCAUCUCACCUUUUCGCCAAAGUCACGUUGGAUCUGAUACGGCACGAGCGCGGCCUGAGACCACUCCUGGGAGCCUGCGAGAUGCCGCAGCAAUCACCCGGCAUCCCGUCCUGGGCCAUCGAUUUUGCAUGUGUCAAUCGCAUUGGCAAGCGGCAGUUGAGAUGGUGGGGUCACUCUCACCGAUAUCGCGUCUUCUCAGCCUGCGGAGAGCACAGCCUGACACUCUCGGAUGCUGCCGAUGUUCAAGUGCUCGGGUUGAAGGGCGUCCACGUCGACCAGGUGGUGGACACAGUUGCGCUCCUUCGCGUCAGUCCUCAGGACCCGAUCCAUUCCCUUGAGCUGCGUGAGCCUUUGGCGAAUUGCAUCCAGCUCUUAACUCAGUUCCGCGCUUCUGAAGCAGCGCCGGCCGUCUACAAAGAUGGCUUCACGUGGGAGUCUGCGCUGUGUAGGACAUUAGUUGGCGACCUCAUCGUGGAUGAGUUGCCUCUUGACAGCAUUGCAAGAUACGGCCGCGCUCGACUGGAAGCCGACUUCGACGCCCUCUCGUAUAAGCCGGAGCCUGGUGCUUUCACCAAUCUCCGUGAGUCCUUGAUGGGCAUGAUGGAAAAUCAAACCUUCUUCCUUACGAAAUCGGGAUAUAUGGGUAUCGGGCCGCCCCAGACCACGAGCGGGGAUCAAGUAUGGGUUUUUCACGGCGGGAAUGUGCCCUUUGUGAUGCGGGGAGUUGAGGCGGAGGGAGGGCUGAGCCGACGGUUGGCUUUGGUAGGCGACGCUUAUGUGCAGGGCAUCAUGGACGGAGAAAGUAUGCGUGAUGAUCCUUAUUUGCAGCACGUCGAUGUCUGCUAG